Molecule: messenger RNA, 975 nt
Organism: Dendronephthya gigantea
Lineage: Eukaryota; Metazoa; Cnidaria; Anthozoa; Malacalcyonacea; Nephtheidae
Product: DTW domain-containing protein 2-like
Exons: 6
Coding region: 47-916 (289 amino acids)
Source: RefSeq, a predicted model, not a curated record
UAUGUAUCCCACUGAGUCCUAAAUUACCACCCAAGAUUCUUUCAAGAUGGCGGCUUCCGAAGGAGUUGGAAAAAAUAUCAAAAUUUCGACAGAGGAACAACAAGCCAAAGACAAUGAAAUUAGUCCAAAAACACAUACAAAACGCCCAAUCUGUGAGCGGUGCAAACGCCCUACGAAAGUAUGCCUUUGCAGAGCUAUUCCUGACAAGCCUUUGAAUAUUUCCACAACAGUGUACAUCUUACAACACCCAGAGGAACGACACCGUACCUUAACAACAGUGCCACUGUUAUCUGCUUGCCUGCCCAAUGACAAGUGCAUUGUGUACAAUGAUGUACGCUAUUCUCAUGAAAAAUAUCCAGCCCUUCACCAACUUUUAAAACGGCCAGAAACAUUGGUACUUUAUCCAGAUGCAAGUGCAACAGAUUUAAGGAAAUUAGUCAAGGAAGCAAGUGCAUCUCAAAAAUACAACCUGGUUGUCCCAGAUGGCACAUGGCGUCAAGCUAAAAAGAUAUUCAAACAAAACAGUGCCUUGCAACAAGCAAGGAAGGUGCAGUUGAAUGAAAAUAUAAAAAGUCGUUAUGUCAUUCGGACGCAACCAACCAGGAACAGUUUAUCAACUUUGGAAGCAAUUGCUGUUGCCUUGUCUAUUUUAGAAGGAAAAGAUGAAAUUACAGAAGUCCUCAGGAAACCAUUGCAGUUGCUCUGUGAUAUUCAACUUGAGCAUGGUGCUGUGCCUCACUCGAGCAAGGAAGAAAAGAGAGAGCAGGAAGUAUUGAAACAAAAACAAAGCGAGGACAUUAAAAAAUUAGAAAUUAUUGAAGGUUCUGAAGAUAAAGAAACGAAUUUAAAACAUAACAGAACUUCGCAUGAACACGAGACAGAACUCUCGUCUAAACGAUCUAAACUUACAAAGUGAUUAACUCGCGUAGAUCUAGAUAAGAUCAACAAUGGAGAAUCACAAAUGAAACUUGUAAU